CCUUUCCCUCUCUCAUUUUCUCCCCGUCUCAUAUUUCUUGUGUUCUCCCUUUUAAUAAAAGCUCUUCUUUAUUCCGCAAUCUAUUUGCUCCUCUCUUCUUCUUCUUCUUCUUCAUUGGUUCAUUGAAACCCAAAUUCAGACACUCGUUCAGCAUAGUCUAUAAGGAGCAAUGACAACUUGUAUACCAGCUGGAACUGGUAAAUUGCAUUUUAGAGUAAGGGACUUCAACGCACAAGGUUGUAGAAAGGCUUCUUGGGUCACAUUUAGUGACCUUUCAUGGUCGCGCAGGGUUUCAAAGUUCUUACAAAUUCAGAGAUGUAACUCCUCCCAAUCUCCAAUUACUGAGAGCUCAAAGCUCUUAAGAACCGUCACCUCAUCAAGGUUGAGAGAUGGUGACACUAAGUUUUUCGAUUUUAUUGUUAUUGGUAGUGGAGUUGCUGGCCUCCGCUAUGCCCUGGAAGUGGCAAAACAUGGAUCUGUUGCUGUCAUUACCAAGGCUGAGCCUCAUGAAAGUAAUACAAAUUAUGCUCAAGGUGGUGUUAGUGCUGUACUGUGCCCUUCGGAUUCUGUGGAGAAUCAUGUUCAAGACACCAUCGUAGCAGGAGCUUAUCUAUGUGAUGAGGAGACGGUCAGAGUUGUUUGUACAGAGGGACCUGAAAGAAUUAGAGAAUUAAUUGCAAUGGGUGCAUCAUUUGAUCAUGGGGAGGAUGGCAACUUGCACCUAGCAAGAGAGGGGGGUCAUUCUCAUCAUAGAAUUGUUCAUGCUGCUGAUAUGACGGGAAGGGAGAUUGAACGGGCACUCCUGAAGGCAGUUCUUCAGGAUCCUAAUAUCUUCAUGUUUCAACACCAUUUUGCUAUAGAUUUGCUAACAUCUCAGGAUGGUUCUGAGACAGUCUGCCUGGGUGUUGACACUUUAAAUACUAAGACACUUGAGGUGAGACGAUUUAUUUCAAAGGUCACUUUACUUGCAUCAGGUGGGGCUGGACAAAUCUAUCCGACUACUACAAAUCCCCCGGUAGCCACUGGAGAUGGAAUUGCCAUGGCUCAUCGAGCUCAAGCUGUGGUUUCCAAUAUGGAGUUUGUUCAGUUCCACCCAACGGCUUUAGCUGAUGAAGGCCUUCCUGUCAAACCUACCAAGGCUCGAGAGAAUGCAUUUCUCAUCACCGAAGCUGUCAGGGGUGAUGGUGGCAUUCUAUACAAUUUAGAUAUGGAAAGAUUCAUGCCACUAUAUGAUGAACGAGCAGAACUUGCUCCCAGGGAUGUGGUGGCUAGAAGCAUAGAUGACCAACUUAAAAAACGUAAUGAGAAGUAUGUGCUACUUGAUAUAAGUCAUAAGCCAAGGGACAAAAUUCUAUCACACUUCCCAAAUAUUGCAGCUGAGUGCCUUCGAUGUGGCUUGGAUAUAACUCGCCAGCCAAUUCCUGUAGUUCCUGCAGCUCAUUAUAUGUGUGGGGGUGUUCGUGCUGGACUCCAUGGAGAGACAAAUGUGCAGGGCCUUUAUGUGGCAGGCGAAGUUGCUUGCACAGGUUUGCAUGGAGCUAACCGUCUUGCUAGUAACUCAUUGCUUGAAGCUCUGGUUUUUGCUCGAAGAGCAGUCCAACCCUCCAUUGAUCACAUGAAGAGCUCUAGCCUUGACUUCAGUGCUUCAAAUGGGUGGUCCAGACCAGUUGUGCCCAAGUCACUUGAGCAAAAUGCGAUCAACAAAAUAUUGACAAAAACCAGGGAAGUAAGAAAAGAACUGCAAUCAAUCAUGUGGAACUAUGUUGGAAUUGUACGUUCUACAACAAGGCUUGAAGCAGCAGAGCAAAAGGUACAUGAUCUUGAGGCAAAAUGGGAGGACUACUUAUUCUGUUUGGGAUGGAAAUCGUCAAUGGUGGGGCUUGAGGCUUGUGAAAUGAGAAAUUUCUUUUGUUGUGCAAAGAUGGUGGUGAGCAGUGCCCUUGCUAGGCAUGAGAGCCGUGGACUUCACUACACAAUUGAUUUUCCACAUGUUGAAGAAAGUGAGAGGCUGCCAACGAUAAUAUUUCCUUGUUCGUCUGUGAAGAGUACAUGGAGUUCUCGGCAACUACACAAUCAGCCAAUCUGUUAGGAAAUGCAGUUUUCUGGGAUAUGUUUUACUCAGUCAUGCUUAUUGGUAUAGAAAAUAUAGGCUCUCAUCGUCAUUAAUAGUUCAUUUUUAGCUUCCAGAACUGUUUUGGUUCAAGUUGAAGCAUCAGCGAUUUGGGCAGCUUCUGGUGAAAAUCCAUACAGGUUGCACUUUUAGUCCUUCCAUUUUCUUUCUUUCAAGGUUAUACUGAUUAACUGAUUCUUUGGUUCAAAUAAAAGAAAUGAAAAUAUUUCCACCGGGUAAGCUCAACACAUUAGCAUUGAUGUCUCUGGGGCUAGAACCAUGUGAAAUGUAAUUUAACUGCAGUUACCAUAGUUGUAGUCAUCUAUUUUAAUCUUUUACUCUAGCAUUACUUCUCUUACAAUACAACGAUGUUGUGCGUCUACUAUAUGCAUUGCCAUCUCUUAGUGAAG
Messenger RNA from Argentina anserina (silverweed cinquefoil), 2520 nucleotides. RefSeq names its product L-aspartate oxidase 2-a, chloroplastic. The coding region runs from base 170 to 2089 and encodes 639 amino acids. NCBI's taxonomy places the organism in Eukaryota, Viridiplantae, Streptophyta, Magnoliopsida, Rosales, Rosaceae. The record is from RefSeq and is a predicted model, not a curated record. The transcript has 8 exons. Gene Ontology annotation, biological process: NAD+ biosynthetic process. Gene Ontology annotation, molecular function: L-aspartate oxidase activity.